GCCCCCUGAACCAAAAGAUGAUAAAAAUCGGUUUCCCAUCAGGAAGAAUAAACCCUUAACCCCCACUUGGAUAAGACAAAACCACUCCUAAGGGUCCCGUCUGGGCAAUAAAAGGAUCAGAAGUGACACAGGAAGGGCGGGGAUGCUCGACAAGGUGUUAUCAAGGCACCAGGCAGGCUCGGCAGGGUGGCAGUGCGAGGCCUGGUUCUCUCUGGUUCUGUGUCUGUUUCUGUGUUACGGUGCUCCUUCACGCCACUCCUGCAGGUGCUCCUCGAGUCUCAGGGCCUCUCGAGCGGGAUUUUCACAAAGGACACGCUGUCUUCUUCUCCUAGACAUGGCUUCGGAGAAACUCAAAGUGAUGGUUCUGGGAGGGUGCGGCUUUAUUGGCAGAUACAUAGUAGGUGAAUUAUUGGCCAAGAAUGUUGCAUCUACAUUGUGUGUUGUAGACAAGGUUCCACCCCAGAUUGCGUGGUUGAAUGAAGAGCAGAACAAGGUGUUCAAUGAUGAACGAGUUGUAUUCAAAAGUGCAAAUCUCAUUAAUACAGCAUCCUGUGAGGCAGUGUUUGCAGAGGAGGAGUGGGACUGGGUGAUCAAUGCAGCAGGAGAAACUAAGACAGGACAGGUUGAAGCUGUUUACCAUGAAGGAAUUGUUCGCCUCUCAACCAACUGUGCAAAUGAAGCAGCAAAGAGGAAGGUGAAAAUCUAUCUGGAGGUUUCAGCAGGAAACAUGGGGUCAGAUGAAAAGACUCCUCAGAAGGAGGCUGAUGAUUGCCACCCAUGGACGAGCAUAGCCAAGAACAAAUACCAGGUUGAGAAGGAGAUACAGAGCAUCCCCGACCUGAACUGGAUCAUUGUGCGACCUGCCAUUGUAUAUGGCAAGUCUGACCGACUCCUACCACCAGAGUGCUGGCCCAUGGUUGAGCAAAAUAUCCAGAUAGGGCAGUUUGAUCAUUUGCUGCAGGCACAGCAUUUCAACAUCUACAAGAGCACAAAGGCACAGAACAUUAUCACGUCACAAGAUGUUAUAUCAUUGUCUAUGGCACAUGUUAUCACACAAUGGAAUAUCCAUCUUAGUAUCAGCACAGUCAUCAGUCUAAUGGCUAUUAACUUUUCUUAUAAUCUGACAACUGACAUCCCCGUUUCAAUUCACAUUGAACUCAAAGAAAUAUUUGGAGAGUUCUGUGUACUUGGAAAUAUAUGCAAAGUUAAAUUCCUUUUAACAAAUUCACAAAACCAAUUUGAUUUUCCACACUGGAAAUUUUUUAUUUCAUUGCCACAUCUCAAAAACAUGUGUCAGCAAAGUGCACAGUUGAUAAAAUUAUCACAGUUACCAAUCAUGUAUGAAUGGAUGAUGUACCCCAUCUAUUAUACCCUGCCUAUUUCUGGUUUCAGAGCCAUUGUGUGGUUGUGCCAGCAAGGGAAGGCUAAACAAGUCUAUAACAUUGUUGAUGAUGGUAAUACUAAGCAAGGAGACAUCAAUAAUAUUGUUUCAGAUAUAUUUAACAUCAAUCAUGAUGGGCAAACUCUCUUCAUUAUCAUUUUAUUCAUCAAGAAGACAGAUUUUAAAAAUCUGCUCAUGCCUAAAUUCCAAACCGACCUCUUUCCAUUCCAGACAGAUGCGGUGGGGCUUGUCAGUGAAAUCAAUGAGAAGCACUUGGUUCCUUGGGCUGCCAUUUGUUCAGCUGGUGGUCUAGACAACACUCCCCUCACCCCUUACAUUGACCAGAACUCGGUUCAUCCUAACCACCUGCACCUCGAUGGUUCAAAGCUACGUAAGGAGGGAUUCACAUUUUCCGUGCCAAAGCCUAGUCACGACAAUCUCAUGGAGAUACUGAAAGAUUUCAUUGGAAUGAAGAUGUUCCCAGCCAAUGCUCUUCCAAGUCAGUAAUGGAGUUCAAGACUACCUUACAUAAAGAAUAUUUCAAGUGCAAAGGAAGCAGUGAGGUUGCAUUGCAUAUAAGAAGGGAGACAUGUGAAGAAAAUUAAGCAGAAAAAUCAUUGGCCUCUUCAACCAGUGAGACACAGGAAGAAAAAUUACAUACAUGUUAUUGUUGUUAUGAUUUCCACCCCUCUUGGUUUGUGCUUAGAUUUGAACAUUAGCAAACAAUUUGUAGGACACCCCAGAAGCUCUCAUGAUUUUGAAGUCUUUCAAACAAAGGAAAAGAAGAAAAAAGACCAUGGUUAUUAGUCAGGGGCCUUUUAAGACAUACAAUGUCAGUGAUAGAGUUUAUUAGUUUAAAGGUUUUAUACAAAAUAUUAACUAAUCAAAUGAGAAAAUAAAUAAAACAUUGAUUAGUAAGCAUAAGGCAAUUAGUGUGCUUGUAGUAUAAAAGCUUUUCUUUUCUUUUUCUCACUCAUUUUUGUCUCUAAAAGUUCACAGUGGGAGAAGUGAAGUACAAGUUUCAUUAUGAUCUGGAGUGAAUAGUUUUUCAUUUUGCUGCUGUUACUAAAAGGCUUUGGUUGCAGUUAACUAUUAACUGUGAAAAGAUAUCAAGCUAGGUACAGUAUUCAAGUUGUGAUUGUUACAGCAAAUGGAUAUAUAAACGAACUCACUCUGACUUUAACUCUGUACUGAGUCUCACUCCUCUCUUCUAUUUUCUUGUUUUCUUUCUCUUUGCUCUCUUUAAUUUCUUUCCUUUCCUUCCUCUCCCUUUUCCCAUUCUUGCUUGCUCUUUUUCUCUGCUUAACAUUUUCAUGAAACAAUUUUUGUUUAAUUUAAGUGUUCCAAAGAUGGUAAAUCCAGUGACAAAAAAAAAUAUUUAUCAUCUGUGGUGCUUUGUUGGCUUUCAGUGUGCCAAUAGCAUUCUUAGUCUUUUUCAUAAGAUAAAAAAAAGAAAGUACUGUCUUCAGAUGCCUUUUCUAUCUGUUAAUUACUACCAGAAGGCACAAACAGGUUAAACAACUUGUUUAUCAGCAUGGAGAACUAAGUGUGACUAUUGAUUUUUUAUGUAAAUAAUGGGGAACACUAACAAGUCUCACAUAAGGUCUGUUAUUAUCAGAGUUUUUCUGAGGGUAAUUUGACCAUUGCUCAAAGGUCACAAGAUAUUCAGUGCUAUGCCAUGCAGGGCCAUAUUUUUUCUAUGACAUUCUCAUAAUACAUAUGGAUAUUUUUUUAUGUUAACUUUCAUUGUUUCUUCUCUCUUUAUGCUCACUUGGUUUUGUGAAUUUGUUCUGUGAAGUGCAAUAUGGUCAUUAUGUGCGCAUUAAAUUCAAUGACCCAUAUUUGUGGGUCAGUGAUCAGAAAGAUGUUUGCUGAUGAAUAUGAGAAGAAGACUCUUUUCAUUGUCAGUUAUUGUUAAAAUAAUCCAAAUGUUAUAACCUGUUGGAUGCUUAAAAAGAUGUUAGAAUUGAAUGUGUUAUAUAUGUUUACUGAAGUCUGAAGCAGAGAGUCAACUAAGAAAAUACAUUCCAUUUAAUAUGAAAUAUGAAUGUAUAUUGAAAAGAACAUUUUCAGUGUUAUAAUACUAACAAAAGGAAUUUAACUUUGCAUAUAUUUCCAAGUACACAGAACUCUCCAAAUAUUUCUUUGAGUUCAAUGUGAAUUGAAACGGGGAUGUCAGUUGUCAGAUUAUAAGAAAAGUUAAUAGCCAUUAGACCUAGAAUUAAAAAUGUACUCAAAAGGAGAACAGUAAUUAGUUUUUUUCUCUCCAUUUUUUAAUCAAAUACUCCAGUAUACUGUAGAUAAGCAUAGAUGGUUAAUAGAGUAAUGGCUAAUGGCCAGUUUGGAAUUUUUAUUUUGCUGUGCUUAAAAUUGCUUAGGGUUCAUUUCCUUCUUAAGACAGGCUUACAGUAGUCUUGCAUGGAUAUUGUAAUCUUUCAAGAAAAUCAAGUUCUUGUAUGAUGCAUAUUUCCAUUCACUUAAGACAGUGUGUUUGGUUGUCUUUCCAAUACCUUUUUUUCUCUCUCUCUCUCUCUCCAAAAGGAAUUUGAUUCAACCUUUAGUCAGUAGUUUUUAAAAACAUGUAGUAAGUGGUGGUCAUUCUAAUUCCCUAAUCAAAAAAGACAAGACAGGCUAUUAAUUUGUGAUAUUGGUUGACUUUCUGUGAAGACUACAUGCUUUUGCUCAUUUCCAUUUGAGCACAUACCAUUGUAAUAAUUAGUAAUGUUAUCAUUCCUCCUUGUGGUUAAGUGUAGCUAGGUGUUUCAAGCAUUCUAUAAACAUUGACAUACUUG
Messenger RNA from Penaeus monodon (black tiger shrimp), 4173 nucleotides. RefSeq lists its product as uncharacterized. NCBI's taxonomy places the organism in Eukaryota, Metazoa, Arthropoda, Malacostraca, Decapoda, Penaeidae. Bases 143 to 1888 code for a protein of 581 amino acids. The record is from RefSeq and is a predicted model, not a curated record. The transcript is spliced from 14 exons.